AUGCCGGGAUCGCGACGACGUACGCGCUGGCCGACACCUUUCCCUCGUUCCCUCUCUCUCGGCCUCGGCGGCCGCCGGGUGCGGCUUCUGCGCGCUGCUGCGGUCCACGCUCAUCUCGACAUGGGGUCUCCUUCGCAGCCCGCGCAGCGCUGGGGCUCCGAGGUCGACGAGGGCGAUCCGGACCUGCGCGUCCUUCUCGAGCGCGAGUGGGACGGGCGCGUGACGCUCGGGAACGCGCGCUUCGAGUUUGCGUCCUUCUCGGCGGAGCAGGGCGGGCUUAAGCUGUUUCGCUACGAGACGACGGGCGCGGAGGAGCAGCAGGACGGGAAUGUUCUUAGGUUGAUGGUGGAUGUUACUUCGGUGUGGAAGAGGCCGGACAAGGUCGAUGCGGGUGGAGACAAAGGGGAGGAUGAGGAAGGGGAAGAGGAGGAGGAGGAGGAAGAUGUCGAGGUCAGUAGGACCUACGCAUUUGACGUCUUCGACUCCGUCGGCAAACACCGAUUCCCCAUCCCCGCCGCCCAAAGACGCCUCCCCUCCCCAACGACCCUCAGCGACCGAAACAUCGCCCUCAUGAAAGACUGGAUCUCCUCCUGCCAAACCUCGUGCGCCGAAUCCUGCGAACCCUUCUCCCGCUGGUCCCCGACCCGCCUCCUCGACCUUUCCAGCGGCGACACCCCCACUGCCUACGCGCCCCUCCGCCUCGUCGAGUCGCCCGCCGAGACCGUCGAGUACGCCGCGCUAUCGUACGCCUGGGCCGACGACAAGGACGUCUACUGCUCCGUGCAGGCCGAGGAAUCCAACCUCGACGAGUUCCGCGACGAGGGCGUCGACGUCGCCACGCUGCCCCGCGCCUUUGCCGACGCCGUGGCCGUGUGCCGCGCCCUCGGGCUGAGGUACCUCUGGAUCGACCGGCUCUGCGUCCUUCAGGAUUCCGCCGAGGACCGGUUCAAGGAGGACGGCCUCCUCUACAAAACCUUCCACCACGCCAAGGUCACUCUCGCCGCGCUUCCUGAUCCGCGACACCGCACAAACCCCCGCCACCAAACUCUCCUACUCCCCCACCGCCACCCUCAUCCUCGCCCCCUCCCCCUCCCCGCAUCGCCCGACAAGUCCCCGCGCGACCUCGCCGUAGAAUCCUCCCCAUGGGCCCUCUCCGCCCGAAACCUCCUCCAACGCAUCCACUCCACCCGCCUCAUCUACUUCCCCUCCUCCCCCGCCGCCAUCCGGCGGCAACGACCGUCCGGCGGCGGGCCCGACAUCUUCUUCGAGUGCCGAUGGGGCCUCCGCUCCGAAACCAUCGGCUCCGAAUCCGUCCUCGGCCGCAUAUGUCCCCUCUGGGCCCGCUCCGCCCAGGACGCCGCCACCGCCGACGACGAGACCAAGGACCGCAUGCGCGCCUACACCUAUCUCACCCACCAGACCCUGCUCGAAGAAUUCGCCGCCAAGGCCAUCGCUGACCCCGCCGCCCGCCUCCUCCUCAUGUCCAACCCGGCCUCCGACCGCGAGGGUACCAUCGCCGACGUCUACGUCGCCCGCGCCGGCCUGUUUCAGCGAAACCUCGCCGCCUCCCUCCUCUGGGCCCCUAUCCCUGACUCCACGCGCGUCCGCGUCCGCGUCCGCGGCGGCCACUCGCCCCCGCCUUCCUGGUCGUGGGGUAGCGUCCACGCGCCUAUCGAGUUCCCCACCGCCACCACCGACUACGAGCUCCCCAAGGCCUUGCGCAAGCCCAAGCUCGCCUUCCAGCCCCUCGCCAUCGUCGGCGACGCGGCGAUCCCCGCACCGGGCGUCGACUCUGACCCGCUGCAGCUCUACGCCAAGGGCUUCCUCAAGAAGCUCGAGGGGCUCAGGGCCCUGGACACCUCGGACCCUGACGAGAUGCAGAUGCGCGCCGCGUACCCCUACGACCUGGUCGUCGGCGAGGCUGAUGGCACCGACGACGGUCUAGUUUUCGCCCAUGGCCAGCUAGACUUGGACGAUCAGCAUGACAUUGUCAAAUCCGCUCGAGAGUUUGCCUAUCUCCACAUCAAUACCGAAAUGUAUCCUACCGGGCUUAUCCUCAUGCGAGAACCGGGCCAGGGCGAUAACGGCGAGGAGGUUUACAGAAGAGUUGGUGUUGCGGAUAUCGCUGGGAGCAUGGGAGGGGUUUUGGUCGAUCCCCCAUUUGUGCCUGCUGAGCAUAAGUCUAAUCUCCCCAUCGUCAUCGCUAUCAUCUUGCGCCGCCCUCUCCAGCAUCCUCUCGAUCUCGUCAUCGCCCAAUCUCCGCCGCUCUUCAGCGAGCCCGGCGCCUAA
Messenger RNA from Parascedosporium putredinis, 2289 nucleotides. The record is from the annotation of a GenBank genome assembly. NCBI's taxonomy places the organism in Eukaryota, Fungi, Ascomycota, Sordariomycetes, Microascales, Microascaceae.